UUUUAAAUUGGACAAGUCAACAACUAUUUUUAGUACUAUGAAAAACUAUUUUUGGAUGGAGCAUUUAUCAUAAUAAAAAAAUAGUUUUAUUAAGUAUAUUAAAAAUAUAAGAAAACAAUCAACAAUCAAGGAAAAUUUUUUGACUCUCAUUUUUCGUUCAUUACAAUCUCGAUAACUUCUUGACGGGUCAAUAAAUCGCUCAUUUAUUAACUUAUCCCAUUUUAAUCCGACAAAUUGAAGUAGAGAUGGACUAAAAAAAAAAAGAAAUGACAAAUUGGGUGAAAUCUGUAAUCAACUGAAACUUUUAUUUAAAAACUAUAGGGGUCUAAGUGUCAGUUCAUAAACUAAGUAACUAACUUAAUAGGCCCACUUAAGUAACGUAUAAGUACUCUUUUCUCAGCUCACUGUACAAUUCGCACUCAAAAAAUCACCAAAAUCUGAUCAAAUUCCCCCAUUUAUAUUGAGCAGCAGAGUCACUUCGCCGCCACAAUUCCGCCGCCAUGAAGAACUUCAGCUACGACGAUUUUGAACUGAAAGAGAUUCAAAAGCUCGGAAAAGUUUUGGGCAUAGCUUGGAAGGUGGACACCGGCGUAUCGGGUUUUCUGGCAGUAAUGGCAUCCUGGAGUGAUGAUAAAACCAUACGGAUCUGGGAAGAGAACUUAUCUGGCUUUUUCGUGUGUAAGGCUGUUUUGGAGGAAUCAUCUACUGUUAGAUCGUGUUCCUGGUCACGGGAAUUGAACUUGUUGGCAGCAGGUUGCUCUGAUGCCACCACUGCCAUUUGGAAAAAUGUUGGUGAUCAUGCCUAUGAGCGUAUCUACACUUUAAAGGGUCAUGAGAAUGAAGUGAGGAGUGUUUCGUGGGAUAUGCGAGGGCUACUACUUGCGACAUGUGGAGGUGAUAAGUCAAUUUGGAUAUGGGAAGCUUUGCCUGGAGAUGAGUUUGAUUGUGCUUCAGUGUUACAAGGACAUACCGCAGAUGUUAAGAUUGUUCAAUGGAAUGCUGUUAAUGAGUUAUUGUCCGUUAGUAGUGAUAACAACAUUAAGGUUUGGAAAGAGACAAGUUAUGACAGUGGUGAUUGGCCUUGUAUUAAAACUUUGGGCGAGUCCGACAGAGAAGAUACUUCUGCUGUGCUGUCUCUCUGUUUUAGUUAACAUGCAAGUAGAAUUGUAUCUUGCAGUGAUGACCUUACCGUCAAGAUAUGGGAUUGUGAUCAUGAUUCUAUAGAACUUUGGUCACAAGUUUGCACUCUACCUGGACAUCAUGAUACGAAAAUCUUUGCAUUUGACUGGUUGAGGGAAUCACUCCGUUGGGUACCUGAGGAGGAAGAACAGGACCCAAAAAUAUUUGCUAGUGCAGGAGCUGAUGACGCUAUACAUAUAUUUAUCGAGAAUAAGGACAAUGAGGUUGAUGGACUUCCAUUCAAACAACUUUUGAAGAAGGAGAAGGCUCAUGAAACGAACAUAAAUUCUGUAAAAUGGCACUCUGGGGAUAAAAGGCGUUUGGCGUCCGCCAGUGAUGAUGGAACGGUGAAGAUAUGGGAGUUUGUUUGUCUCUGGCCUGCUAGCCACAAUGCCAUAGAUGAUACUAGUAAAAAAUAUAUGUUGUUAUAUUAACUUUGAGCAUGUUGAAGCCUCAAACUUCCAGAAUUUUUUUUUUCUCGAAUAUGAGACCUUUGCUCAAGGGUAGAGGGACUCUAGCUAUCCACCACAUUCCUUAGUGAUAUAUAUCAUUAUUAUAUAUUAUAUAAGAAAAAUAAGAGAAUAUAUGUGCAAAGUUGAUACCAUCAUUUCUGCUUCAAUAUUUUUAUCAAUGAUGUAGCUCUAAGAACCAUAAUUCACAGCAAACAAGUACUCAAGAUUUGAAGUUUAUGA
Solanum lycopersicum (tomato) is the source of this 1871-nucleotide messenger RNA. NCBI's taxonomy places the organism in Eukaryota, Viridiplantae, Streptophyta, Magnoliopsida, Solanales, Solanaceae. The record is from RefSeq and is a predicted model, not a curated record.